GAGCAUACACCACAUCCAUGGCGGUGAUGGUCUUUCUCUUGUCCUGUUCAGGUGACUGCAUCCCGAAUCACCACCUCCAGGAACACCUUCAACACCCCGCGGGUCUCCUAGAUCAUGCCGGAGAUUCGCUGUUCUCCUCCGGGCCAGGCGGCGAGUAGCAGAAGGACAGAGGACUUCCUCCCAGCAGUAAAGACCCCCAAGGGCCUAGUCGGAGAAGCCGCAGCCUGUCUGCCAGACCCCUGGCAACAAAAUGCUCUGCAAAAGCUCUCCCUCAAGCACCCCAUCACAGAGAUACAGAACACAGUCCUCAAUAUCUGUGGAAACAAGCCAGCUCAGGAGCUGAGGCGGAGUGUGUUCAACUUUGACAAGAUUCAGCAGUCGGAAGACUGUCCCUGUGAGGAUCCUGUGACACAGAUACUGGGGGAAACAACAGCACCUCCAGCACCGCCUGUACCUCUGACACCGCCAGCACCUACAGUCCUUUCAGCUCCUUCAGUUUCUUCAGUUACAAACGAGUCUGCGCAGGAAGCAAAGACUGGAGGAAAGAGUUCUCCAUCAAGCAGCAUGAACAAGAGGGAGAAGAAAAUGACCAGUUCUCUUCAGCCUUCUGGGGAGAAGGUGUCAGGAAAGGAGGGGAGCCCCGUGGACAAACUAUCCAGACUCCAGCACGAGGUGUUCACGCUCACUGAGGAGCUCAAGUCACAAAAGGAGCUGGUGCUUCACAAGGCCCUGGAGGCAGCACAGCAGGAGAAGAGGACCAGCAAACAGUUCCUGGCAGCAGCAGGGGAGCAGGAGCGGCUGGAACUGGUGCGGCACAAAGAGAGGUGUAUCGCGGACCUGGACGGCCGCCUGGAGGCCCUGCUCAAAGACAAGGAGGAGCUGGAGCAGCGGCUGGCCAUGCAGGACUGCCAAGUGAAUGAGCUGCAGCAGCACGUGCAGCUCAUGAUGGAGAAGAACAACACCAAGCAGGAAGUCAUCCUCAAGCUCUCCGAGCAGGUGGCCGUCUGCAUGGCUGAUCCCCAGCGUACCGUAGCCAACUCCAUGGGCACAGAGACCUCCUGCAGGCUGCAGGAGAAGAUUGAGCACCUCAAGGACGAUAUAGAGGCGCACAAGAUGCUAAACAAGUUCCUCAACUCUGAAAUCUACCAGCUUACUAAGCUGUGGAGGAACAGUUCAGAAGAGGAGAAGGGCCUCCUGAUGAAGUGUGCCUACCUGGAGGCCAAAAACUGCCAGCUUGAGAGCAAGUACCUGGUCGUGCUGCGCAGGCUGCAGGAGAGCAAAGGGCUGGACAGCAGUCAGCAGGAGAUGGUGAAAAGGCUCAUUGAGGACUCACUGCAGGGAGACAAGAAGGAUGUCUUUAAACUCAACCCUGUCAGUGAGUACGACGACUAUGGAUUCAAGACCAUUCCUGAUUAUGAAGUAGAGGACGUGAAGCUCCUGGCCAAAAUCCAGGCCCUGGAGAUCCGUUCCAACAACCUGCGCAACAAUGAGAUGGAGGACAAGCCUUUGCGGACCAGGUGGGCUAACUACCUGGCCAGCCGUCCCUUGGACCAGCUGGCUCCCUCCCCGGAGCUGAAGGGCCUGAUCCGGUGUGGGAUCCCUGUGGAGUACCGGGAGCAGGUGUGGCGCUGGAUCGUGAGGACACGGAUGCAGCUCUAUAGGAAGCGGAAUCCCAAUCGCUACCAGGAGCUGAGGAAGCACUGCGAGGUGUCGGAGCACCCGCCCUCGUGGCAGAUCAAGCUGGACCUGCACCGCACCCUCACCACCAAUAAGCACUUCUCCUCGCCCACCUCCGACGCAGUCCAAAAGCUGCAGCGCAUUCUGCUAGCCUUCUCCUGGCAAAACCCCACCAUCGGCUACUGCCAGGGCGUCAACCGGUUGGCAGCUAUUGCACUUUUAGUUCUGAAGGAUGAAGAGGAUGCCUUCUGGUGUCUGGUGGCUGUUGUUGAAAUCAUAAUGCCACAAGACUACUACAGCAAAACCCUCACUGCCUCUCAGGCUGAUCAGAGGGUGUUCCGUGACUUUCUUGCUGAGAAGAUGCCUCGCCUGUCGGCCCACUUCAAGGAGCACAGCAUCGAUCAUUCCCUCAUCACCUUCAACUGGUUCCUGGUGGUCUUCGUGGAAAGUCUGGUCAGUGACAUCCUGCUCAGAGUGUGGGACGCUUUCCUUUAUGAGGGCACAAAGGUGAUAUUUCGCUAUGCACUGGCCCUCUUUAAGUACAAUGAAGAGGACAUUCUAAAAAUUCACGACUAUCUGGAAAUCUACCAAUACCUCAGUUUUUUCUCCAAAACUAUCUCUGAUGGCAGGAAACUAAUGAACAUAGCAUUUAAUGAUAUGAAUCCCUUCCCUAUGAAGCUGCUGAAGAACAGACGAGAGUUUCACAUGUAGAGGCUGACAGCCGAGCUGCAGGAGCUGGAGAGGAUACAGGAGGAGUUUGUGAAAGAACAAGUGGAGCGCAAAGACAAGGACCUGGACACUGCUGUCAGCGAAGACGAAGAAGUAAUACAGACUGCAGUUAGCUUGCAUCACACGUCCUGACGUUAUUGAAAAAUUACACAUCACUGAUACUAUUUAAACUAAUUUGUUUGCCUUAUUAUUCCCUGCUGUGGAAUAUAGUGGGGCUUACAUAUUGUGUAUGUCACACAUACAUCUAACUGUUAUCCUUUGUCUGUUGUUGAGUAUAUAGGUAUGUCAGACUUACAUUUUUACAUGUACAGUUCGGCUCUUAUUUUGUAAUGGCGCGUGAUGUACCGACAUACUUGUUUUAGAGUCAACAAAUUAAGUUUACCAAACCUGUCAAAAUGCAGAAUAUUAAUGGAAAUAGGUGUGUUGGUAAUACACACACACUACAUCUCUGAAUGCUUGACUUCAAAUCCAGUUUAAGUCACACAUGAAAGGAGUAUGGUGGUCCUAAGCCCUCGGCUUCCACAUCACAAAACCAACACACAGUGCAGCACAAUUGGCACAAAGGAUAAACCUGUUUCUUAUCUCAUAAAACAGCCUUUUACUAUAAUUAUCAUCUGUCAGUCUCUGAAUUUCUUCAAUCAGCAGUUCCAUUCCACUCAGAUCAGUUCAGUAAAUUAAUUAUUUUGUAGUUUCCCAAGAAAACAAACUCAUUAGAGAUCUUGAAAAUUAAUGUCUUGAAAUGUGAUUAAUUUAGGCCAGGCUAAUGUGAACAAGUACAGAGAUUCCAGUUACUUUUCAGACCGGCAACCAGGUUCUAGAUUUUCUAAACGAGACUAUCUCUGAAAUAAACUUAUUUUUUAUGCAUUGGUUGUUUGUUUAUAUUCCUGUAAAUUGCAUAGUUCAGUUAUUGCUAAGUUAAGAGGAAGACGUUGCUUUGUUUAAUUAUGUUAAAUUGUAUGGCAAUCCUUCAUGAUUUGCAUGAAUUCACUUAGGUUUAGAGGUACAGUUUUAAUUCAUGUACCUCUGAUAAACCUAAACUAAGUGACGAAAGCAAAAACACAAACGUUUUUUACUUGAGCUUGAAAAGGAAAAAAUAGGAUGAAUACAGUGCUAUAUAUACUGUGUGUGUGUGUGUAUAUAUAUAAUAUAUAUAUAUAUAUAAAUUGAUCGCUACAUAUAGAUUUUUCAACGCUGGUAAAAUGUUUAAUUCAGUAAUGAUUUUAAAAAUGUUUACUUUUUAAUUUUUUAGGGAUGCAAGACAUGUAACAACUUCGUGUCUAAAGUUUUUAAAUGCCAACUGUUAAAUAAAUAGAAUUAUGGAUAUUAAUGUGUUGAUAGUAGGGAUAGCUUUUGUGACUGGAGCAUGGCUGCAUUGUCUAUUGCGCUGAAUUUUAACUAAUUUUAACAAAUUGUUCCCAUCAUUCUUAUUUUUUAUUUGAGCUUUUCUCUUCAAAUAUUUUUUAGAAAACAAAAAAGCACAAACAAAAUCUCAGCGCGUUUCGUCUUAUUCAUGAGUAGACUUAAUUUGAUACAGAGGAACACCCCUUUUUUAUACACUCAAUUUUCCACAGGUGAUUAAUCACCUUUUAAGAGAUGGCUCAGCUGACAAACAACUCUUGAGAAGGGAAACUUUUGUGAUAUUAUUUUUAAUUCUGUUCCACCACAUGGCCUUAAUGAAGACUUUAAAUAUGGGUAUUUUUUGUAGAAUGUAUGUUUGUAUGUAUACAGUGUAUACCUCUGUUCAUUAUUCAAGUUGCAGAGUAAAAAGAAAAAAAGUAACUUAGUAAAAGAAUAUUUAGUGGUAUGAAAAGUUUUGUGUUGACGUACAGAUUGAGUGUUUAAAAUAAUAUAAAAAGUAUGGUCUUCUGCCUUCUGUUGUCAUUUCUGUACCUAAUUACUUAUUAAUUUCAGUUGUUUUUGAUUGUUCUGGUUGUCAAUUGAAGGUUUGUGACGUAAAGGUGAUUAAUCGCCUGUGGAGAAUUGAGUGUAAAAAAAAAAGGGGUGUUCCUCUGUAUCAAAUUAAGUUUACUCAUGAUUAAGACUCUGUCAAAACACGUUGAGAUUUUGUUUGUGCUUUUUUUGUUUACUAAAAAAUGUGAAGAGAAAAGCUAAAAUAAAAAAUAAGAAUAAUGGAAAAAUGUGUUAAAAUAAAUUAUUUUUGUGAAGAAUGGGUUGUCUUUUUCACUGGAAUCACUGUAUAAGGGCCUGUUGGCAACCAAUACAAGCUGCCUUUAUUUUCUCAGGUGUUGCCAGGUUGAUUACCUGGUCAAAGACUAAACACAUACAUGUAAAACAUUUAGAACAUAUUUGUAUUCUGUAUUUGUAUAUUAUGAUAUUUGAUUGGUUUUUUUAUGUACGUAUUAUUGCACAAUAGGAAGAAUUAAUGAGAACAUUUCUAAUAUUUAGGCGUUCAUUUUUGUAUUGCUGUUUUAUAAUGUGAUGGCAAUCUGAACUAUAGUCAAAGUCUCUCAAAGUGAAUUAUUAUUUUAGGAAAGUAUUACGGCACAAGCACUUAUAUAUUACCAGUGUCACUCGCCUCACAAGGUUAAACUGUGAAACCCAGAACAUACUUUAACUGGCUGAGAUGAGCCCUUUUCAAGGCAUUUUCUCUGCUGUAUAAUAUAACAGAACUUGUUUUUUGAUUAAAUGGUGUGCAUUUUUUGCAUCCUUUGUGUAAGGUAUUUGAACUGAAAAACAUCAAAUACUGGUAUUAUCAUUGUGUUUUAGAUUUGUUGAACAAAAUCUUAUUCUACUGAAAAUAUUUCUCUUUUGUUUCUAUAAAGGUUUAUAUAAAUACAGUAAUAACAUUUGCUGACACUGCAGUGGAGAAACACUUCAUGUAUUAAUUUGUCCCACAGCAAAUUCAGAAAAGCUUGUUCUACAACAGUGUUAAUACCUCCCUUUAGUUUACUGAUAAUAAAUGUUAAUAAAAAACAUUAACUAAUAUUAAACUGCUGAAA
Messenger RNA from Acipenser ruthenus (sterlet), 5366 nucleotides. Its product is annotated as TBC1 domain family member 2A-like. The transcript has 12 exons. Bases 115 to 2388 code for a protein of 757 amino acids. NCBI's taxonomy places the organism in Eukaryota, Metazoa, Chordata, Actinopteri, Acipenseriformes, Acipenseridae. The record is from RefSeq and is a predicted model, not a curated record.